GGGAGGAUCGUCAUCAAAUCACCUCUGCCGCCCGGCAACAUGACGACCUUGUAUGAAUCUCCUGAUCGAUUUGUCAAAACGUAUUUCAGUGAAUAUCCUGGAUUCUAUGACACAAUGGACGCCGGUUUCAAGGACGAGCAUGGUUACGUGUGCGUCAUGUCACGCGACGACGACGUCAUCAACGUCGCCGGCCACCGCCUCUCGACGUCCGCCAUCGAAGAAGCCGUUUUGGAGCACAACGACGUCAUCGAUUGUGCCGUCAUCGGCGUCCCUGACGAUCUGAAGGGCGAAGUUCCGCUGGCCCUGUUCGUCGGAAAUGCCCAGUCGACGAGGUCCGAGGAGCAGAUUGUGCUUGAGUUGAGGGAAGUGGUGCGCCAGAUUAUCGGGCCUGUGGCGGCUUUCCGGUUGGCGGCUCAGGUGCCGGCGUUGCCCAGGACCCGAUCGGGGAAAACCCCGAGGAAAACCCUGUCCGAUCUGGCUAGGUCCAAACAAGUUGUGAUCCCCGGAACCGUUGAAGAUCCGUCAGUUUACCCAGCCAUCAAAGAAGCCCUGCAACGCUUGGGCUACGCGACAAAUGCUCCCGACCCGGAGUGAAGCGUCCAAAGGAAUAAGGAGGAUCGAUUUCCAAUAAACGCAUUCCAGUAAAUCUCGGGCAGUGUUUUUGUGAGAUGACUCAAAGGAUCUGUUUGACUGUGUGUAGCGAACGAGCAUUCCAUUAUAGUGAUUCAUUAUUUCCCGGGGGACUGAAUUGUCUAAAAUAAUGCAGCUCUUCUGCGGAACAUCGCGAUGACGGAAUAUUGUUCGAAAUAAAAGUAUGAACGCUGUGAAGUACGGCGCGAUCAAGUCAUUCUACUUGACGCUCGUACGUCACGGCGAAACGCAUUCCAACAAAGACGGAAUCGUCGCGGGACAAACAGACGCGCCUUUAUCCGUGGUCGGAGUGAGUCAAGCCAGCAGACUCGGCGAACAUCUUGCCGAAGAACACUACACUCAUUGGAUCUCGAGUGAUUUAUCCCGCGCGAGAAACACUGCGGAGCUCGUCAUGGCCGCCAAUCGUCACGCGACGGGCGCAGAACUUAUAAUGGACUCGCGUCUGAGAGAGCGGGACUUCGGUGAAGCGGAAGGUCUGACUUGGGCAGAGCUGAAAGAGAAGGCCAAAGAGCGCAACGUCAAGAUGUGCAACUAUGACCCUCAGGACGGAGAGACGCUGCAAAAGUUCAAGGCCCGCGUUUCCUCCUUCUUCUGUCGGGUGUGUCGCACGGUCUUGAAGGUUCCUCUGUUUGACUCAGCGUGCGAAGUCGUGCAUCGGUUGGAAAUGAGUGACGGGCGGGAAGAUGGCGGCGAUGAUGUGCCCGAAGCGAACGUCAUCGUGUUCACGCACGGAGGCUUUGCUCGGCAAAUGUGUGUUUAUUUGGAGAGUUCUGUCUGUUGCGAUUUCAAAGGAAGAUCAGCGGCAUCGCCAGUUAGCAAUACUGGUGUAACUCGCUUCCUGGUUCGCGCAGCCAUUGAUGAGAUCAGCGGUGCUUUGUGCGCUUGCGCCGAUUGUGUGCUCCUGCGUGACACGUCCCACUUGGAUACCAAAUCUGUCGCCCGGGUUUCUUUCGCUGAAGAAGCUGUGCAAUGAAAAUCUCACUUUUGUUCGUGGAACUUUCGACGGAUCUUUGAUGAACUCCGUAAUGAUUGUUCAGCACCUAUUCUGAAUCGUUUGCAAUGUCGUCCGGUGAAAUAUAUAAAAACUGCUGUUGCUCCUUUCAUGA
Notodromas monacha is the source of this 1757-nucleotide messenger RNA. Lineage: Eukaryota; Metazoa; Arthropoda; Ostracoda; Podocopida; Cyprididae. The record is from the annotation of a GenBank genome assembly.